AUGGACUUACUAUAUUAGAUUAUGCCAAAAGUGCUAUUGAAUACUUUGUUAAAAAGAGAACUAAGAAUCCAGAAUACCAAGUAUGAUCAAUACCAUCUUUUUUCGUCUAAUUCUUCAAUCUCAACUUGGAUACAUGAUGUUGGCCAUUUUUUACAAAGAAUUAAAACAGUGUAACCAUAAUUUGAGACCAAUUUCAAUUUAGAAGAGUGUUUCCACAAUUUAAACAAAUUUAGAACAUUAAAUGGAACUGAUAAUCUAUAUGGUGGAAGAGAUGUCUAAAAGAUAGAGUCAUCAAUAGUGUUAGUUUUUACUAAUCGGGAGUACUCAGGCCUAGAUUUCCAUAAAUUGAUAAGAUGGGAUUAUAGACUUCUUGUAUUUUUGAUCUAACCACCAGGUAUUGAAGAGUCUACACCAGUCUAAAUAUAAACUAAUUGGCAUAACAUCGCUUAAUCAAUAGGAUAAGGUGUCUGUUUUGAAAUUUAAGAUUACAAUAUUCUCUUCUAAAUUUUAGAUGAUCCUAAAUUGAUCUCCCCUCAAAUCUCUCUUUAAUUAACAAUGUUAGAUCAAACGAUUAGAUAUGAAGAAAUCUAAUCUGUGAUUGAAAAAACUAAAAUAGAAGUACAUCCCCCAUAAAAUUCUUGGUUAGUUAGAUCUAUUUAGAAAAUUAAUUAGCAAUUUGCUUAAGCUAGAUUAAGAUGUGCUCCUCAUGUUAAUAUCUUCACCAAAGUCUAUUUGCCCGAGUAGUACCCUCUUGUAGAUUUCAAUAAUUAUCCAUCGGUACCUGAAUAUUUUGUUGAUUUCACUGUUACUUUUCAAGCAAGAUUACCAUAGUACAUACCAUUUUAAGAGAUUGUAAUAGAAAAUGCAACUUUAUUAAAAUAUGUUCAGGGUAUAACAACAAACAAGAGUAAAUUAUUACAAUUUCCAAUAUUCUAUCAAGAAUAAAGAGAUGAAUAAGUAACAAAAUACUUAGUUGGUUUGUUUCUAUUUUCAUCAAGUCAAAACACUAUGGAAUUAAGAUUCUAUUUUCCAAAUUUUUACAUUUAUUCUGAACUCUUGACUCAGUUAGUAAAUACGAGAGAUGAUGCACGAAGAUCUGUAGAGUCAAAAUUUCUAUAAUAUUUGUAAACAAUCCCAAAUUAUUAUGCUCCAUGCAUUAAAAAGAAUCUAGCAGAAUAAAACAUCUAAAUUUCUAGAUAUCUGUUAUUCUUAAUAGAUGAAACAAAUCAGUAGUUGUAUAUGUAAAAAGUUAAAACAUAUCAAGCAAAAGUGCAAAAAAUAAAAAAGAUGGCUGAUGAAGAAAACUAUAAAAAUAGAUAAUCACAUAUUUCUAAAAAGAGUAUUUGUUGUGCUGCUUUCAGUGAAAACUAUUAGACAGGGUUUCAGGAAUAAAUUAAAUGCGAAUUUAGAUAAGUUACUUAAUCAACAAAGGAUAUCAAUUUUAAUAAAUUCUUACCUUAAUUUGAAAUUCAAUCAUGUUUACCCCAAAUGCCAAUAGUUCAACCAACAUUAAGAAAUGUGGAUUUGGAUUUUGAUGAAGCAGAGAUAAGAUUGGAACCUUAAUUUUGUGGGAAUCCUUGGAAAUUACAAAGAAAAACCUAUAAAGAUGGCAUUGAAAUAAAGAAUGAAUAAGAUGAAUAUCAAUUUGAAGAUAUGAUCUUAACAAGGGUUGAUUCUGAAAACUAAUCUCAGGUGAAGAAUAGGAGAAAAGGAUUUAUGAGAUUAAAGGAUAUCCAAGAAGGGAAUCAUAAAAAAUCAACAAUUGAACAACCUCAAAUGGAAAUUGAAGAUUUUCAAACUGAAUCCCAACCAUGCACCAAUAAUAAUAAAUAUGGAUGUAUCAAAUAUAAUCCUUGUUAUCAAGCUAAAUUUAAAUUGAUUGUAUAAAGCAAAUUGAGCAAUCUAUUAUCCACAAAUAAUUCAUAAUCCACCAACAAUUGAAGCUCAAAAAGUAACAAUAAUUAUUACAAUUUUCUAUUAGUAGUGUUAAAUAAGAAUUGUAUACUUAUUUUGUCAAAAUAAUUUUUCUUCAUUUUACUU
Messenger RNA from Paramecium tetraurelia, 2040 nucleotides. RefSeq lists its product as uncharacterized. The record is from RefSeq and is a predicted model, not a curated record. Gene Ontology annotation, biological process: snRNA 3'-end processing. Gene Ontology annotation, cellular component: integrator complex. The transcript is spliced from 8 exons. NCBI's taxonomy places the organism in Eukaryota, Ciliophora, Oligohymenophorea, Peniculida, Parameciidae.